This is a messenger RNA of Gadus chalcogrammus (walleye pollock), 6407 nucleotides long. Its product is annotated as zinc finger protein 845-like. The record is from RefSeq and is a predicted model, not a curated record. Bases 1009 to 4971 code for a protein of 1320 amino acids. Lineage: Eukaryota; Metazoa; Chordata; Actinopteri; Gadiformes; Gadidae. Gene Ontology annotation, molecular function: RNA polymerase II cis-regulatory region sequence-specific DNA binding; DNA-binding transcription factor activity. Gene Ontology annotation, biological process: regulation of transcription by RNA polymerase II. The transcript is spliced from 16 exons.
AAAAAGAGCGAAUCAUCGCAGUUGCUCAGUGUUUGGAUGUACAAAACCUCGAAAAAGUAAGUUAACUAAUGCCAUAUCAUUGUGUUGCUGUACUGUAUAUGGUUACCUUGUUAGCAUUAUAAAGUCGCUUUAGCAUUAGCGCCACAGCUAACAGCCAAGCUACUGUCGCUAAUGUAACGGUAGAUAGCAUCAGUUAUGUGUGUAAAUACCAUGGACCUAUUAAAGAAAGGACAGCGGACUAAUACAUUGCCGCCCAUUCAUAACUAUAAAUACACGCACUGUAACUCGAGUGUGCACCUCAGCAAGCAAGGGGCAUCAUACGAGAAUGGGCACAAUUCAACAAAGGGGGUACAGGCACUGAUCUCUACUGCUUGGAUACCAAGGGAAUAAAAUGUUUAACAAAGUCUGCUCACCAUACAACAAAAGAAUACAACUGUAUUUUACCGGCCACUGGACCGCAGUAGUUCUAGCGUUUUACUGAUGAGGAUUGACCUGUUAAACUCAUCCUAAAUACAUAUGGGGCGUUCCUGGGAACCCGUGUUUUCGCCCGCUUCUACCCUCUUGUACUCCCAGUUAUAGCUGGUUAUUUACGGGCAAAAAAGUGUACCUGGAACACACUAUUAUAGGCAUGUUUUCCCCUUCACAAAUCAAAGGGUUAUUAGCAGAUUUCUGCAGAGCUUGAUGUCACGGUAUUGAGUUGAUGAACUUUAAAAUAUCAAAUCAAUGAUGUAAUAUAAUUUCAUAUAACUAAUUUUAGUAUAAGGCUAAUGUAAUUCACUAAACAUGCUUAUCUUGUAUCUUCUUACAACUUGCUGCUGGACUAUAUACAAUAUAAAAAAUCUAGUACUGAUUUUACUUUGUUCUCUCUAAGCAGGCCAGCUCAUCAAGUGCUUACAUUCAGCAGCUUCUCUCAGGGAUGUUGCCUGCCAGACGGAGCACCUGGAAACGCAUACUCAGCAGACCCCAGACACCAUUUCAAUCAAGGUUGAAGAGGAUAUUGGUGGAGGCAUGCCCGCCACAGAAGACUGCGAUGCCUUUGGAGACCGUAGCACUCAGUGUGGCGCCACCUCAGAGAUUCUGGGUGUGGACGCCCCUGGCUCCUCCCACUGGUCCAGUCGCUGCGAGGAAUUGGUGCAGCAGACCCCAGACACCAUUUCAAUCAAGCUUGAAGAGGAUAUUGGUGGAGGCCUUCCCGGCACAGAAGACUGCGAUGCCUUUGGACACCGUAGCACUCAGCGUGGCGCCGCCUCAAAGAUUCUGGCGGUGGUCGCCCCUGGCUCCUCCCACAUGUCCAGUCACAGCGAGGAACUGGUUCAGACCCCAGACACCAUUUCAAUCAAGGUUGAAGUGGAUAUUGGUGGAGGCAUGCCCGCCGUAGACUGCGAUGCCUUUGGACACCGUAGCACUCAGCGCGGCGCCACCUCAGAGAGUCUGGGUGUGGACGGCCCUUGCUCCUCCCACCUGUCCAUCUACAGCGAGGAACUGAAGAUUCUGAGCGUCUACGGAAAAGGGGAGGGCCCACUGGCGGUGGACGGCCAUGACACCCUCUUCACAGUGUCAGAAGUGGAGGCCCUGAACUCGCUGUAUGCGUACCACAGCGCGGCCAAGAGCCUGGAGCGCGGCGAGCGGCUGGUAGGCCGCGAGGAGCUGAGUGUGCAGCAGCAGACCCCAGACACCAUUUCAAUCAAGCUUGAAGAGGAUAUUGGUGGAGGCUUGCCCGCUGUAGAAGACUGCGAUGCCUUCGGAGACCGUAGCACUCAGCGCGGCGCCACCUCAGAGAUUCUGGGUGUGGUCGCCCCUGGCUCCUCCCACAUUUCCAGUCACAGCGAGGAACUGCUGCAGACCCCAGACACCAUUUCAAUCAAGGUUGAAGAGGAUAUUGGUGGAGGCUUGCCCGCCGUAGACAAUGACAUCAGAGAAUGCAGCACGCAGCGCGGCACCACCUCGGAGAGUCUGCGUGUGGACGCCCCUGGCUCCUCCCACAUGUCAAGUCACAGCGGGGAGCUGCGCAUCCUGAGCGUUUAUGGACAAGGGGAGAGCCCACUGGCGGUGGACGUCCAUAACACCCUUUUUGCCGCGUCAGAACUGGAGGCCUUGAGCUCGCUGUCCGCUGACCACAGCGUGGCCAAGAGCCUGAACUGCAGUGUGCGGCUCGUCCGCCUUGAGGAGCUGACUGGGCAUCGGGGCGGCCGCAAGGGACGGCCCGGUGUCUUGUGUGGAAAGGUUAUUCCCAACAAUGCCAAUAUGAUCGUCCACAAGAGGACUCACUCCGGGGAGAAGCCCUACAAGUGUGACCAAUGCAUGAAGUGCUUCCGUCAGAAAGGCCCCCUGAAGCGCCACAUGAGGACUCACUCCGGGGAGAAGCCCUACAGGUGUGACCAAUGCACGAAGUGCUUCAGUCUGAAAGGCACCCUGAAGCGCCACAUGGUGACUCACUCUGGGGAGAAACCCUACAAGUGUGACCAAUGCACGAAGCGCUUCAGUCGGACAAGCCACCUGAAGAUCCACAUGAGGACUCACUCCGGUGAAAAGCCCUACAAGUGUGACCAAUGCACGAAGGGCUUCCUUCUGAAAGGCUCCCUGAAGAGCCAUAUGAGAACUCACUCCGGUGAGAAGCCCUACAAGUGUGACCAAUGCACGAAGCGUUUCAGUCAGAAAAGCCACCUGAAUGGCCACAUGCUGACUCACUCUGGCGAGAAGCCCUACAAGUGUGACCAAUGCACGAAGCGCUUCAUUCGGUCAUACCGCCUGAGGAUCCACAUGAGGACUCACUCUGGGGAGAAGCCCUGCGUGUGUCUGCAGUGCAACGCCAGCUACUGCGGCCCAAGCAGUUUGCGUGUGCACAUGCUCAAGCACACUUUGAGCCACAUAAGGACUCACUCCGGUGAGAAGCCCUACAAGUGUGACCAAUGCACGAGGCACUUCAGUCGGAAAGGCCACCUGAAGAUCCACAUGAGGACUCACUCUGGGGAGAAGCCCUGCGUGUGUCUGCAGUGCAACGCCAGCUACAGCGACCCAAGCAGUUUGCGUGUGCACAUGCUCAAGCACACUUUGACACGGGGUAACGGGACUCGUAGCGAGGAACUGCUGUUAAUCGCGUUUUUGUCUAUAUUCAGAUGUGAACUCAUUCUUGCAUGCGAGGGUCUUGAAACAAAAAAAAAAAUAGGCAGGCAAGACAUUGAAAUUGCAGGGCGCGCCAAGCCGCAACCGAACCAGCUUGGCAGUGUAAAAACGCCUAAUCUGUCGGUAAUGGGGAUUGACAACUAUUCUGUGAAAAUGAAAGAAUAUGUUUUGUGUGUGUUUCCUUCUUUAUGUGGAAAGCAGCAGACCCCAGACACCAUUUUAAUCAAGGUUGAAGAGGAUAUUGGGGGAGGCAUGCCCGCCGUAGACUGCGAUGCUUUUGGAGACAGUAGCACUCAGCGCAACGCCACCUCAGAGAGUCUGGGUGUGGACGCCCCUGGCUCCUCCCACAUGUCCAGUCACUGCAAGGAGCUGAAGAUUCUGAGCAUCUACGGAAAAGGGGAGGGCCCACUGGCGGUGGGCGACCAUGACACCCUCUUCACCACUUCAGAAGUGGAGGCCCUGAACUCGCUGUCUGCGGACCACAGCGCGGCCAAGAGCCUGGAGCGCGGCGAGCGGCUGGUCUGCCGUGAGGAGCUGAGUGUGCAGCAUACCCCAGACACCAUUUCAAUCAAGGUUGAAGAGGAUAUUGGUGGAGGCAUGCCUGCCGUAGAAGACAAUGACAUCACAGACUGCAGCACGCAGCGCGGCGCCACCUCGGAGAGUCUGCAUAUGGACGCCCCUGGCUCCUCCCACAGGUCAAGUCACAGCAGGGAGCUGCGCAUCCUGAGCGUCUACGGACAAGGGGAGGGCCCACUGGCGGUGGACGGCCAUGACACCCUCUUUGCCGCGUCAGACCUGGAGGCCUUGAGCUCGAUGUCUGCUGACCACAGCGUGGCCAAGAGCCUGAACUGCAGUGUGCGGCUCGUCCGCCUUGAGGAGCUGACUGGGCAUCAGGGCGGGCGCAAGGGCCGGCCCGGUGUCUUGUGUGGAAAGGUUAUUCCCAACAAUGCCAAUAUGAUCGUCCACAUGAUGACUCACUCUGGGGAGAAGCCCUACCAGUGUGACCAAUGCAGUAAGCGCUUCAGUCGGAGAGAUGCCCUAAAGAUCCACAUGUCGACUCAUACCGGCGAGAAGCCCUACAGGUGUGACCAAUGCACAAAGCGCUUCAGUUAUAGCUAUGCCCUGAAGAUCCACAUGAGGACUCACUCCGGCGAGAUGCCCUACAAGUGUGACCAAUGCACAAAGCGCUUCAGUCAGAAAGGCCACUUGAAGAUCCACAUGAGGACUCACUCCGGGGAGAAGCCCUACAAGUGUGACCAAUGCAUGAAGUCUUUCUGUCAGAAAGACUACCUGAAUAGACACAUGAGAACUCACUCCGGCGAGAAGCCCUACAAGUGUGACCAAUGCAUGAAGUGCUUCAGUCUUGGCCGCAGCCUGAAGUUCCACAUUUCGACUCACUCGGGGGAGAAGCCCUACAGGUGUGACCAAUGCCCGAAGUGCUUCAGUCAUGCUUCCGGCCUGAAGUUCCACAUGUUGACUCACACCGGCGAGAAGCCCUACAGGUGUGACCAAUGCACGAAGUGUUUCAUUCAAAGCUCCGCCCUGAAGCGCCACAUGAGAACUCACUCCGGCGAGAAGCCCUACAGGUGUGACCAAUGCACGUUGCGCUUCAGUCGUGUUUGCAACCUGAAGAUCCAUAUGAUGACUCACUCCGGCGAGAAGCCAUACAAGUGUGACCAAUGCAUGAAGGGCUUCAGUCGUGGCGGCGACCUGAAAAUCCACAUGAGGACUCACACCGGGGAGAAGCCCUGCGUGUGUCUGCAGUGCAACGCCAGCUACAGCGACCCAAGCAAUUUGCGUGUGCACAUGCUCAAGCACACUUCGGCACGGGGUAACGGGAUGCUUUGAUUGAGACCUCUGUCCUGUAUUGGUUGAAAUUAGGGCUGCAACAACGAAUCGAUAAAAUCGAUAAAAAAUCGAUUACUAAAUGCAUUGGCAACGAAUUUGGUCGUCGAUUCGAUGAGUCGCGCGAUUAAUAAGUUACUCGUAGGCGCGGCACCGUGAACCAACCUGUCGGCCAGCCGCCGACAGGUUGGUUCACGGUUCAUGCACGCCCACAGCGAGCUUUAGUGUGAGCGACCACAGCUUGUAUUUUGGUCAUAUCUUAACACUUGACUGUAGGCCUACAUAGAAGUGUUGUACCUACACUGUCUUUGGGUUAAAAAAACUCCUUCAACUCAGUAUCCGUCUAGUCCUACCGAAAACUGUCAGCUGCUGCUGCUGCAGAUGUUGUGCAGACGGGCUCGGAGUCGGCACCGAGUGCAUCAACAGUCAUUCAAAGCAGCGUUAGUAAUCACACAACCGGACGGUGUAGAAAGUCCCGUCAGUUAAAAAUAGUAAUGCAGUUUUUAAAUCCAUUUUUAAAUCGGCAGGAUAUAGAGCUAGUUAGCUUAAAAAAAAAAAAAAUGACCAAUGGUCACAAACAGUGUAAAAUGUGAUGUGUUCAGGUCGGCCCAGUAAUAUGAUUGAUGCGUUCAAAUGCAACAGAAAAAAAAAAAAAGAUUUUGGUGAAAACUUGUUUUCCCAGUAAUAUAAAAUGGAUAGAAUUAUGACCUGUUUAAUGUCCUAUCUUGAACUAUCAUCAUCUUAUGAGCAAUUAAAGCAAUAUUACAAGUUCUAUUUCAAGGAGUCUCGAAAUUGGUAUCAAUAGGUUUGACCGGUUAACCAUGGACAUCCCUUAUAUACAUAUAAAAGUAUAUCAUACAUUGUAUGUUUUAUUUGUGUUAUCCCAGUUAUGUUUUUUUAAUUGUUUUAUAAUUUAAUAUUACUUUUAAUAGUUCUGGGACGUUGGAGCAAUAACCUUGUGUUUUUACACUUCAGUCUGCACUGUGAAUUUGAAGUGAUGUUCGGUUUUUGAAUAAAGAUGCAGCAAUUAAAAAUGUUUUUUUUUUUUAUCCGAUUCAUCGAUUAAUCGAAAAGAUAAUCGACAGAUUAAUCGGUUAUUCAAAUAGUCGUUAGUUGCAGCCCUAGUUGAAAUUAGUGCUUUUUGUUUUUCUUUUCAUUACGAUUAAACACUUUCAAAUUUUGAUUCGCUUUCUGUUUUUAUUAAUAAUUGAUGUCUGUGUUGAAUAACUUAUUACUAGGACAAAGAUGAUUGAAGAUGAUCCAUUUUAAAAGGUCCCUGGUUAAAUGUCUAGAUCUCAGUAAUGCUCAGUUUAGUUCGGUCGUCCCUCUAGAAUGCAGCAUUAUUCUAACGGGACAAAGUCAGAAGAUUCCUAGCAUUGGUCCCCCUUCGCUCCCUGUUUGCAGCGGCGGCUGGUAAUCCAAUUCGUGGGUGGGGUGCA